AUGUUCGAUAAAGCGCCGGCUCCACUCGCAAACGUCUUCAUUUCCAGGAUCUCACAAGAAUGCAUUGAUUUGUCCACCCAACCAGAUCCGGAGGUCCCUCCUUCCAAGCAGCCCAAACUGUCGGACAACUCGCUACCCAUCUUUAAUCCACCGCAGCACACUCCACCGUUGACCAGCUUUCCACAACUCACCCCUGGGCCAUUCCAGCAGCUCGCCGAGACGCCACUCGCUUCCUCCGUCACCACCCACUCCACCGAUCCACCCGCCUUUUAG
This is a messenger RNA of Seminavis robusta, 273 nucleotides long. Lineage: Eukaryota; Bacillariophyta; Bacillariophyceae; Naviculales; Naviculaceae. The record is from the annotation of a GenBank genome assembly.